AUGUCUGCUGAAAAUAAGGAACAAAAGCCUGCUGCUGCUGCUCCUGCUGCCGAGCUCGAUCCUGUUGCCGCUGCUAAAAAGGCAGAAAAAGAAAAGAAGAAUGAGGAGAAGCGUCUUGCCAAGAUGGCUAAAUUUGCUGCCAAACAAGCCAAGCUCGAGGAAGCCAAGAAAGCCAGUGCUGCUAACCCUGACAAGAAGAAAAAGAAGGAGGCCAAGGCUCCUGCUCCCGUCUUUGUCAACAAGACACCCAAGGGUGAAAAGAAGGACAUGUCUGAACCUUUUGCUAGUGCUUAUGAUCCUCGUGCUGUUGAAAGUGCUUGGUAUGAUUGGUGGGUCAAGGAGGGUUUAUUCAAGCCUGAAUUCGGCCCUGAUGGUAAACCCAAGCCUGAAGGUACAUUUGUGAUUCCUGCACCACCACCCAAUGUCACUGGUUCUCUUCAUAUCGGACAUGCUUUGACUGUAUCCAUUCAAGAUGCAUUGAUUCGUUGGAACCGUAUGUUGGGAAAGACCGUCUUGUUUCAAGCUGGUACUGAUCAUGCUGGUAUUUCAUGUCAAUCCGUUGUCGAAAAGAUGCUGUGGAAGGAAAGAAAGAUUACUCGUCAUGAUUUGGGCCGUGAAAAGUUUGUUGAGGAAGUGUUUGCUUGGAAGGAAAAGUUUGGUAACAAGAUUUACAACCAAUUUGAACGUCUCGGUGCUUCCUUCGAUUGGGAAAGAGCUACAUUCACCAUGGACCCUGGACCAUCUGCUGCUGUGCGUGAAAACUUUAUCCGUCUUCACCGUGAUGGCAUCAUUUACCGUGCUAACCGUCUUGUCAAUUGGUGUGUUCAGCUCAACACCACCUUGAGUAACUUGGAAGUCGAGAACAAGGAAAUUCCAGGCCACACCAUGAUGAACGUUGUUGGCUAUGAUGAAAAGGAAAAGUUUGAAUUUGGUGUCUUGAAUGAAUUCGCUUAUCAGGUCGAGAAUUCGGAUGAACGUCUUGUGGUUGCUACUACCCGUAUUGAAACCAUGCUGGGUGAUACUGCCAUUGCUGUACAUCCUGACGAUGCUCGUUACAAGCACCUUCACGGUAAAUUCGCAGUGCACCCUUUCAUUGACCGUCGCAUCCCUAUCGUCACUGACGCCAUUGCUGUCGAUAUGGAAUUCGGUACUGGUGCUGUCAAGAUUACACCUGCUCACGAUUUCAACGAUUACGAAGUGGGCAAGCGUCAUGAUUUGGAAUUCAUCAACUUGUUGAACGAUGACGGUACUUACAACGAGAAUGCUGGCCCUUAUCAAGGCAUGAAGCGUUUCCAUAUCCGUAACAAGAUCAUUGAGGACCUCAAGGCCAAGGGAUUGUUUGUCGGUGUCAAGCCUAACCCCAUGACCGUGCCUGUCUGUUCCAAGAGUGGUGAUAUCAUUGAGCCCAUGAUGAAGCCUCAAUGGUGGGUCAAGUGUCAAGGUAUGGCUGAGAAGGCCAUGCAAGCUGUUACUGAUGGUGAGCUCAAGAUUGCUCCCAAGGUCUCUGAGGGCGAUUGGUUCCGUUGGUUGGGUAACAUCAAUGACUGGUGUAUCUCCCGUCAAUUAUGGUGGGGUCAUCGUAUUCCUGCUUACUUUGUCAACAUUGAAGGUGAGACCCACGAUCGCAUUGAUGAUGCCAUGUGGGUUACUGGUUCGGAUGAACAAGAUGCCCGUGCUCAAGCUGAAGCUAAGUUUCCUGGCAAGAAGUUCACCUUGGAGCAAGAUCCCGAUGUCUUGGAUACCUGGUUCUCCUCUGGUUUGUGGCCCUUCUCCACCCAAGGCUGGCCCGAAAAGACCUUCAACAUGGAGCACUUUUACCCUGCCUCUCUCUUGGAAACCGGUUGGGAUAUUCUCUUCUUCUGGGUUGCCCGUAUGGUCAUGCUUGGUAUUCAAUUGACUGGUAAGGUUCCCUUUGCUGAAGUCCUCUGUCAUGCCAUGAUCCGUGAUGCCCAUGGUCGUAAGAUGUCCAAGUCCCUUGGUAAUGUCAUUGAUCCUGUCGAUGUCAUUGAAGGUAUCACUCUUCAAGGUCUUCAUGCCAAGCUUUAUGAAGGCAAUUUGGAUCCUAGAGAGAUCAAGAAGGCUGAGGCUGGUCAAAAGGCUGAUUUCCCCAAGGGUAUUCCCGAGUGUGGUACUGAUGCCCUUCGUUUCGCUCUCUGUGCUUACACCACCGGUGGCCGUGAUAUUAACCUUGACAUUUUGCGUGUGGAAGGCUAUCGUAAGUUCUGUAACAAGUUGUGGAAUGCUACUCGUUUCGCCUUGAUGAAGCUAGGUGAUGAUUUCAAGCCCAAUGCUUCUGCUGAACCCACUGGCAACGAGUCGUUGGCUGACAAGUGGAUCCUCUCCAAGCUCAACAAGUGCGCUAUUGACACCAACAAAUUCCUCGAAGAACGUAACUUUAUGAUGGCCACCAACGCUGUCCAUCAAUUCUGGCUCUACGAUCUCUGUGAUGUCUACAUUGAAGUUGUCAAGCCCAUCUGUGAUGCUGAUACAACCGGUGAUGAAGCUGCUACUGCUCGCAAGGUCACUGCUCAAAACACAUUGUACACCUGUCUUGAAGCUGGCCUUAAGCUCAUGCAUCCCUUCAUGCCCUUUGUUACUGAAGAACUCUUCCAACGUCUCGGUCGUCGCCCUAGUCAUGAUGAGCCUACUAUUGUCAAGGCUCGCUAUCCUGUUGAAAACAAGGCUUACGAUUUUGCUGAUGCUGAGAAGGAGUUUGAGUCUGUCUUUGAGACCGUCAAGAGCAUCCGUUCCAUUGCUACUCAAUUAAAACAAAAGAAGAACAUUGUUGCUUACAUUCAAACCAACGAAGCUGGUCUCAAGUCUCUGUUUGAGUCCAACAAGGACUCUAUUGCUACUUUGGUUAAGGGUGUCGAUGCACUGUCCAUCAUUGAUGCCAGUGCUGAAACUCCUGCUGAUUGCGAUACCGCCACUGCUGGUGACAAUGUCAAUGUCUUUGUUCGCAAGUAA
This is a messenger RNA of Mucor velutinosus, 2967 nucleotides long. RefSeq lists its product as uncharacterized. Gene Ontology annotation, cellular component: cytosol. The record is from RefSeq and is a predicted model, not a curated record. Bases 1 to 2967 code for a protein of 988 amino acids. The transcript has 5 exons. Lineage: Eukaryota; Fungi; Mucoromycota; Mucoromycetes; Mucorales; Mucoraceae. Gene Ontology annotation, molecular function: valine-tRNA ligase activity; ATP binding; aminoacyl-tRNA deacylase activity. Gene Ontology annotation, biological process: valyl-tRNA aminoacylation.